This is a messenger RNA of Zingiber officinale, 2619 nucleotides long. RefSeq names its product putative wall-associated receptor kinase-like 16. Gene Ontology annotation, cellular component: plasma membrane. Gene Ontology annotation, molecular function: ATP binding; calcium ion binding; polysaccharide binding. The coding region runs from base 325 to 2466 and encodes 713 amino acids. Lineage: Eukaryota; Viridiplantae; Streptophyta; Magnoliopsida; Zingiberales; Zingiberaceae. Gene Ontology annotation, biological process: protein phosphorylation; cell surface receptor signaling pathway. The record is from RefSeq and is a predicted model, not a curated record. The transcript has 2 exons.
AAAAAAAAAAAAAAAACUACCUUGAAUUACACACAUGGAGCAUAAAAAAACAGAAGAAAACCUAAGGCAACUUUUUGGGAAGAGAGCUUAAUAAUAUCUGCUACAUAAGUGACAGCUAAUAAUAACCAUUUCUAAUACAAAAUCAGCUUUAAUAAUGUUCGUUCAAUGGAUCGACAGGACGCAUCGUUUUAGUCAACGCGGCGGCGGCGGCCUCCGCCCAUCCUUCUUGACUCCUCGUUGAACUGUUUCUAUCACGAACUUUAAGAGGUCUACGUCUCUGCAGCAUGACUGCAUCCAUCGCAGUGCGAGACUUCGAGUAAUUCCAUGACGGAAACGAAGCAGAGCAUGCCUUUCUAUUAUUCUUUCCUUCUUCCCCUAAUUGUGAUAGCAACAGUAGCAACGACGGUGGCAGCGAGCAAUAUCACGACGUUGCCUGGUUGCCCGGCGAAGUGCGGCGACAUCGCCGUCCCUUACCCAUUUGGGAUCGGCGCCGGUUGUGCCCUCGAAAGCUUCCAACUCACCUGUAAUGGCACCAGACUCUUCUUCUCAAACUACGAGAUCGACUCCAUCUCCCUCGACCCGCCGGAGGUCACCAUCCAGCUCAACGCGAGCUGGAAGUGCUACAACGCCACCGGAUACGUCGUCGGCCAAGAGUCUCCCUCCUUCGAGACCGGCCUAACCAAGCCCUACCGGCUCUCCACCCGCAACACCUUCGCCGCUGUCGGAUGCAACACCUUCGCCGCCUUCGACGACUACGAAGGCUACUUUGCUAGCGGCUGCGUGUCGCUCUGCCACCAGGAGAGCGUUGUCGUUGACGGGGCUUGCUACGGCGUUGGUUGUUGCCGGUCGCCGGUUCCUAAGGAUGUGUGGUACUACCAUCCGUGCUCCGAUGACAGGUUCAACAAGUCACAGGUGGUGGAUUUCAGCCCCUGCAGCUACUGGUUCCUCAUCGACAACGACAAGUUCCAGUUCCGGGCGGCAGAGUCGAGGAUGAGUGGCAGGGGAGGGUUCACGACGCCGGUGGCGCUGGACUGGGCCGUGAGAACUCCUGCCACGAGCUGUGAGGCGGCGAGGAGGAACACGUCGACUUAUGCCUGCCGGAGUGACAACAACGAGUGCUACGAGACGACGAAUGGAGAAGGGUACCUCUGCAACUGCUCCACGGGGUACCGGGGCAAUCCAUACCUCGCCGGCGGAUGUCAAGAUAUCAACGAGUGCGACCUUAAAGAGGAGUUCCCCUGCUACGGCCAGUGCACGAACAAUAAUGGAAGCUAUGUUUGCUCGUGCCCAUCGGGACAAGAAGGCGAUCCUACUCGAGAACAUGGCUGCCGAUCGAAGGAUAGCUUCACGCUCGCUCUCAAAAUCGUCACUGGUGCCGGCGUCGGCGUGCUCUUCCUCCUGCUGCUGUCUCUGAUGGCGUACUUGGGAUCCAAAAGGCGAAGGCUCAUCGAGACGAAACGCAGAUUCUUCGAGCAAAACGGCGGCCUCCUCCUGCAAAAGAGCAUCACUGCUAAACAGAGCAUCGGGUUUAGGAUCUUUGCAGAGAAGGAACUGGAGAAGGCGACGAACGGUUUCGACGACGACCGCGUCCUCGGCACCGGCGGCCACGGGACGGUGUACAAGGGCGUGCUCGACGACCGGACCGAGGUGGCGAUCAAGAAGUCCAAGGUGAUGGACGAGGGGCAGCGGAAGGAGUUCGCGCAGGAGCUGCUCAUCCUCUCGCAGCUCAACCACAAGAACGUGGUCAAGAUUUUAGGGUGUUGCUUGGAGGUCGAGGUGCCGAUGUUGGUCUACGAGUACGUACCCAACGGCACCCUCUACGGCUUCAUCCACCGGAAAGAGGCGAUCUCCAUUGACACGAGGCUGAAGCUGGCGGCGGAAGCUGCGGAGGCACUCGCCUACCUGCACUCAUCUGCGUCGCCGCCGAUCAUCCACGGCGACGUGAAGUCGGCCAAUGUGCUGCUGGACUGGGAUUUCUCGGCGAAGGUGUCGGAUUUUGGAGCGUCGAGGCUGGCGCCGACCGACGAGGUGCAACUGGCGACGCUGGUGCAGGGGACGUGCGGGUACUUGGACCCGGAGUACAUGGUGACGAGCCAGUUGACGGAGAAGAGCGACGUGUACAGCUUCGGGGUGGUGCUGCUGGAGCUGCUCACGAGGAGGAAGGCGUUGUGCUUCGAGAGGCCGGAGGAGGAUCGGUGCUUGGCGGCGAGCUUUGCGAAGGCAAUGGAGAAGGGGCGACUGGAGGAGGUGGUGGAUGAGCAAGUCCUGGUGACGGAGGGAAGGGAAGCAGAGUACGUGAUCAGGGACGUUGCAGAGCUGGCGAGGUGUUGCUUGCGGAUGACGAGGGAGGAGAGGCCGGCGAUGAGGGAGGUGGCAGAGGCGUUGCAGAGGUUGAGGAGGUGGAGAGAACAUCCGUGGAUGCGUCUUGAUCUGGAGGAGGAAGCGAGUUUACUUGGAAGAGAUUGAUGAAGAUGAUGAUGCACAUCAAGAACAAACAGGACAAAAUUACUAUCAAGAACAGCUCCUUCACCUCGGUUUUGUGAAGAAUGAAAUGUACCAUUAUAAAUAUAUGCAUUAAGUGUUUAGUCCAGCAAUAAAGAUCAUAUAUUUAAUGUUUUA